ACCCAUCGGUUUUAAAUCCGGUCCUGACUUUCUACUCUGACAACAUGGCCAAUAGAAACAAAAAUAAUUGCUAUAACUAACAAACUUCAAAAAACUUCUUAAACGUCAAGAAAAACUAACAAAAAAAAACUUCAUAAUUAGAUUAUACUUAAAUAUCUCUCAAGUAAAACAAAUAAUCUUAUUUUUUUAAUAAACAGUCCGCAUAUGAACGCAAAUCAAUGGAAAGAAUUACAAAAUAUUUAGAAAAUAUUGAGACCUGCGAGAACUGGUUUUUCUCUUACUUUGUUUCGAAGAAUCAACACCUGGUGUACAUUUUAAAACUAUGCAUUAUUUUCUUCUUCGGUACUCUUAUACCUGGCUACGUAUUCAUGGUUGUUGAAGCUGAGGCAGAAAAACCAAUAAUACCAUACUACUUAGAAGAAAAAGACAGACAAAUUGUGUUGCAUCAUGUACGUGAAAUCAAAGCUAAUACUAGCACCAUUGAAGAAUUUACAGAACAAGUGGAUCCUCUAAUGGAGUUCUACAGGGAACUUAUAGUGAGAAGUGAAAGAACCAAAACCUUUGUAAGAAACAAUCGUGGUUUGAAGAUAUGGACGCUGUGGAAUAGCAUAGUUUACGCUGGAACGGUAUACACUACACUUGGCUAUGGAGAGUUGACUCCAAACACCUACAUUGGCCGCUUAUUGACAAUGAUUUACGGCCUCAUCGGCAUACCGUUAUUCUUGAUCGCUUUAACGGAUUUUGGUCGUUUUAUAACGUUGAUCAUUAAGUUUCUUUGGUCGUUUGUUCGAAGACUUUACUACACCGGCAGUUGUAGGAAGAGGACGAAAAUUAUCAAAGACGAUCCAAUCAGUAGAGAGUUAUUCGAUCUAAGUCUAGGCGUCGAAAAAUCCGCUUCUAUGAUUGAUAAACAAACAUCAGCCACCACCCAAGCUGCUUUAUCGGAGGAUACAGCCACUACACCAGACCUGUCCACCUUCGAAAUCGACGUAGAAUUCGAUCUUCCCAUAUCCCUAGCGAUAUUCCUGUUAUCCGUGUACAUGUUCAUCAGCGCCUUGGUCUACUCACAUUGGGAGCGUUGGAGUUUUUUCGAAUCAUUCUACUUCAUCUUCAUUACGUUAUCCACAGUAGGUUUCGGGGAUUACAUUCCCCAUCAUCCUUUCUGUCAAGUCAUUUCCGUCAUCAUUAUCUUCUUCGGAUUGGCGUUGUGCACCAUCCUCAUAGUGGGGAUUCAAAAAUAUUUCGACACCACUUUCCAAGAGUCUGAUGUCGAUGCUACAGACGUCGAUUCAUUUUACGGGUCUGACGAUGAAGACUCAUUGGAAUCGUUAGAUAUACUCAAUUUCGACAAGGAUGAAUCGGUGCAGAGGAUCAUCAAAAUGGAAGAGGACGAAGAAGUCAAGAUGGGGAUUCAUAGGAUGAGAAGUAGAGCUGUUACUUUCUAGAUCAAUAAAUUUUGUAUACAAUGCUAAUAUUAAUAGAAACGAUGUUUUGGAAGAUAAGCUGGAAAAAUCUUGAUUGUAAUGUUAAUUUCAAUAGAAAGGAUACUAGUAUGGAAGAUAGAAGAUAGAAAUAAAGUUGAGAUGAAAAAGUUUUCUGAAAAGAAGAAAUAUCAUGAUGAUGCGUCGUUGGGUAAUAAAGUGACUAAAAUCGACAUGGAAAAGUAGUUUUAUAUUUUAUUUAUUUUGCUUAUUUGUACAAAUAAAAGUUUUUGAUUUCUA
Messenger RNA from Psylliodes chrysocephalus, 1721 nucleotides. Lineage: Eukaryota; Metazoa; Arthropoda; Insecta; Coleoptera; Chrysomelidae. The record is from the annotation of a GenBank genome assembly.